AUGAAAAGAGCCUCCUGGCUUCGACGUCGCUUCCAGCUCGUCAAAGGCCGUUUCGAAAACAUGUUCAAGCGUCGCGAUUCUGCCGUCGUGCUCGACGAUGCCGUCGAUGCCGUGGCCGCGGUAGCACAGCACCGCGCCGAGACCGAAGCCAAACUCGAGGGCAAGAUUGAGCCUCUCGUUCCCUCAUCGUCGGCCGCAAGAAAUGGACCGCCGCUGAGUCGGCGGCGGCGCGCGAGUGCUGCGUGCGACAGCAAUGCGUCGGCCAGAGACUCGUUGCGGGACUCACGGUUGUCAUUUGUGGGACAGCAGUUUGCCAUAUCCGCCGUGACGGCGGGGUGCGGCCAGGGGCUGGGCUGGAGCGCACCGCAGCAGCAGGCAGACAUUGCGGCGGCCUCGGCGGCGGCGCACGAAGGGGGGUUCCACCAAGACGGCGGCGAGAGCAACGGGCGGCCCGUCUUUCCCAGGUCGACCAAGUGGCGGAGUCGGUUCCGGUACAGCAUGCUCGACCCGUCCAUGGGCCUCGGCGAGGCGGCCGCCUCGCACCACCACGACGACGAUGCCGCCUUUUCCGAGCAGGCAAACUAUAUCCGCGUCAUUAUGGAGUCGGGCAACUUUGACCUGCAACAACUCAGUCUACAUGGGGCAUCCAUCGACGACCCCAACUUUCAGACGGCACUCCAUGCCGCCCUGGAAAGCUUCCCGCCCGGCAUGGCAGCUCAAAUCAUCGAGGCUGCCGAACUAUACCACGACCCCGAGGAUGAGCUCGAGCGGCCCGUAUCUUCGCUAAAGAAGUCAAGAUUCAGCAUCGCCGUCGCCAGCAAGACGGCCUGGCAGGAUAUCCGCCGGGCAAGCAACCGUUGGUCGCGGGUGAGUCCACGACGAGAUUCGGAUAUUAAGAUGUAUCGGUACACCAAGCCGAGACUUAGCAGGCGCGUCUGGUCUCGCCUGUCCUUCUCUGGCAAACAGACGGGAGGUUAUGAGGCUUAUUGA
Molecule: messenger RNA, 990 nt
Organism: Pestalotiopsis fici W106-1
Lineage: Eukaryota; Fungi; Ascomycota; Sordariomycetes; Amphisphaeriales; Sporocadaceae
Exons: 1
Coding region: 1-990 (329 amino acids)
Source: RefSeq, a predicted model, not a curated record